AUGGUACUCUAUAACCUUUCACUAAAGUUUUCCAUUAUAUUCAUCACUGGCUUUUUCAUUGUUUUUAUGGUUCCAGGCAGUCCUGCUAUCAUUGGAGACAGAGAGGAGGAUGGUGAUGCGGAUGAUGGUGCUAGUGAUUUCAUUUACUCAGAAAACAAAAACCAAUGUCAGAAGCAGAAAAUUUCAGAAAGAAUGUUGAGCUGGCAUGUAACAUAUGGUAGAGGGGAGGAUGUUAUUGCUCCAAAUUAUGAUAAAGAGGUUUCUCAUAACCAUAUUCCCCUUCUCACCAAUGGGCAGGAGGUUUCUGGUGAGUUAUCUGCUGCAUCACCUGAGCGUCUUUCUAUGGCAUCUCCCAGGUGUGUUGGUGGAAAAUCGACUAUUAGGGUUGUGGAUCCUGUGAGGGAGUUUGGUUCACCUGGAAUGGGCAAUGUAGCUUGGAAAGAGAGAGUUGAUGGCUGGAAGAUGAAACAGGAGAAGAAUGUUGUUCCUACGAGUACAGGCCAGGUUGCAUCUAAAAGGGGUGCUAGAGAUAUUGAUGCCAGCACCGAUGUGCUUGUGGACUAUUCUUUACUGAAUGAUGAAGCUUGGCAGCCUCUAUCAAGAAAGGUUUCCGUUCCCUCAUAAAAAAUAAACCCUUAUCGGAUGGUCAUCAUUCUUUGACUCGUUAUU
This is a messenger RNA of Hibiscus syriacus, 669 nucleotides long. RefSeq names its product cellulose synthase A catalytic subunit 3 [UDP-forming]-like. The record is from RefSeq and is a predicted model, not a curated record. The transcript has 4 exons. Lineage: Eukaryota; Viridiplantae; Streptophyta; Magnoliopsida; Malvales; Malvaceae. The coding region runs from base 1 to 624 and encodes 207 amino acids.